Dichotomopilus funicola is the source of this 3228-nucleotide messenger RNA. RefSeq names its product isoleucyl-tRNA synthetase. The record is from RefSeq and is a predicted model, not a curated record. Gene Ontology annotation, biological process: isoleucyl-tRNA aminoacylation. Lineage: Eukaryota; Fungi; Ascomycota; Sordariomycetes; Sordariales; Chaetomiaceae. The transcript has 5 exons. Gene Ontology annotation, molecular function: isoleucine-tRNA ligase activity; tRNA binding; ATP binding. The coding region runs from base 1 to 3228 and encodes 1075 amino acids.
AUGAACAUCAACUUCCCCCGUGCCGAGGAGGAAGUGUUGCGGCACUGGAGAGACGUCGACGCCUUCCACACCCAGCUGCGGCUCACCGAGGAUAGCCCGCGCUUCACAUUUUACGAUGGACCGCCUUUCGGGCUGCCACACUACGGCCAUCUCCUGACGUCCACCAUCAAAGACAUCAUCCCACGAUACUGGUCCAUGAAAGGUUUUCAUGUGAGGCGCCGCUUUGGCUGGGAUACACACGGAGUUCCGAUCGAGUACGAGAUCGACAAGAGACUUGGCCUGUCCGCGCGUGACGCCGUUCAGCAGAUGGGUAUCGAAAAGUACAACGCCGAGUGCCGGUCCAUUGUGAUGACAUACUCGACCGGGUGGCGGAACACUAUCGAACGUCUCGGCCGAUGGGUCGACUUUGACAACGAUUACAAAUCGAUGAACAUCGAGUUUAUGGAGUCUUGCUGGUGGGUUUUCAAGCAGCUGUUUGACGGCGGCCACGUGUAUCGCGCUUACCAGAUCAUGCCGUACUCGACUGCCCUCUGCACGCCGCUGAGCCACAUGGAGGCCAAGGAAAACGAAAAGCUGACCCAGGACCCGGCCGUGCUUGUCUCUUUUCCCGUGACUGGCGUGGAGGGUCGAGAGUCCACGUCGUUGGUCGUUUAUACCACGACGCCCUGGACAUUGCCAUCGAAUCUACUCAUCGCCGUCCACCCGGGAUUUGAGUAUCUGGAGAUCCUCGACGGGGGAACGGGCCGCCGAUUCAUCACAAUGGAGAGCGGCCUGCAAAUGUUGUACAAGGACCGGAAGAAUGCAAAGUACAAAGUCCUCGAGAAAUUCCUAGGGAAGAAUAUGGUGGGGUGGAAGUACAAGCCCCUGUUUGGAUACUUUGAGAACUCGUUUGCCGACUGCUUCCAAGUCAUCGCAGCAGACUACGUCGAGGCCGGUGAAGGUACUGGGCUAGUACACCAAGCACCGGCGUUCGGGCAGGAAGACUACGACGCUGCUGUGGCUGCUGGCUUCAUUUCACCCGACCGUCUCCCGCCGUGUCCUCUCGACCACGCCGGCCGGUUCACUGCAGAAGUCCCCGAGUACGCCGGGCAACACGUCAAAGUCGCGGACAAGGCCAUUCUCAGAGACCUCCGGCCCACCGGCCGACUCCUCGUCGAAAGCCAGGUGUCCCACAACGACAAGUUCUGCUGGCGGUCCGACACACAACUCAUUCGUCGUGCCGUUUCGUCGUGGUUCAUCCGCGUGACCGACAUUGUGCCCGAGAUGCUCCAGAAUCUCGAGACCACUACCUGGGUGCCGUCGUUCGUCAAGGAAAAGCGGUUUGCCAAUUGGAUCGCCAACGCCCACGAUUGGAACGUCUCGCGCAACCGGUACUGGGGUACGCCUAUCCCGCUGUGGGUAAGCGACGAUUAUGAAGAGGUCGUGUGCGUAGGGAGUGUUGAAGAACUCAAACGGUUGAGCGGGUUUGAGGGGCCGCUCGAUGACCUUCAUCGCGACAAAGUGGACGGCAUCACCAUCCCAUCACAAAAAGGAAAAGGGGUUCUUCGUCGAAUAGACGAGAUUUUCGACUGCUGGUUCGAAUCCGGGAGCAUGCCAUACGCCUCGGUCCACUAUCCAUUCGAGAACUCGGAUCGGUUCCAUGAUGGGCUCUUCCCGGCCGAUUUCAUUGCGGAGGGCCUCGACCAGACACGUGGUUGGUUCUAUAACCUCAUGGUGGUCGGGACCCGGCUUUUUCACAAGUCGCCGUUCAAAAACGUCAUCGUCAAUGGCAUCGUGCUGGCCGAAGAUGGCAAGAAGAUGUCCAAAAGUCUCAAGAACUACCCGGAUCCAAACACCAUUUUGAACCAGUACGGGUCAGACGCCCUCCGUCUCUACCUGAUCAACAGCCCGGUCGUGAAAGGAGAGUCGAUGCGGUUCAAAGAGUCGGGGGUCAAGGACAUCGUGGCCAAGGUCCUUCUGCCGCUCUGGAACAGUUACCGCUUCUUCCACGAACAGGCGAGUCUCUAUAAGAAGACGACAGGGCGUGAUCUCGUUGUAUCCGCCUCCUUUGGUGAUCCCCCGACGAAUGUGAUGGACCGGUGGAUCUUAGCCGACUGCCAGAGCCUUUUGCGCUUCGUGGAAGAGGAGAUGCAGGGUUACCGGCUGUACACUGUCGUACCGCGUCUGCUGCAGGCCAUCGACAGCCUGACUAAUUGGUACAUUCGCUUCAACCGCAAGCGGCUGAAAGGGGCUGCCGGCCUUGGGGUGGACGAUACCACUACUGCCCUAGCGACGCUGCUGCGGGUUCUCUUUACACUGGUCCGCGCACUGGCCCCAUUUAUUCCUUUCCUGACCGAGCACAUUUACCAACUGCUGCAAUCCCACCUGACCGAGGUUACGGCUCAGUAUGUCGACGCUAGAAGUGUGCACUUUCUGUCUUUUCCAGUCGUCGAGGAAGCCUUGUUUGACGAAGCCAUCGAACGUCAAGUGUCGGCCAUGCAGAAGGUCAUCCAGCUCGGCCGCGCCGCCAGAGAGCGCCAGGGAUUAUCCCUCAAGACACCGCUACUAUCGCUCGUGGUGAUUGCCAACGAGCAGUCUCUAGCGGAUGUGGAUACGCUGAGGUCCUACAUACAGGAAGAGCUCAACGUCCGAGAUAUCGUCCUGGACGGCGACGAGACCCAGUACAACAUUUUGCUCGAAGCUCGCGUGGACUGGCCGUCGCUGGGGAAAAAGCUAAAAGGCGAUGUGCAGGUUGUUCGUAGGGCUCUACCGACGCUCACACAGGAACAGCUGCGCGAGUACCAACGCACAAAAAAGAUCACGCUCCACGGUAUUGCUCUAGGUGAGGGCGAUCUCACUCUGGUACGGGUGAUUGGAAAGACGGACGCCUCAACGGAAGACAAAUCGCGGUGGGAGCCUGCGUUUGCAAAUGACAUGAUUGUUCUGCUUGAUACCGCUCCGCACCUUGAACUUGUAGAAGAUGGGCUGGUUCGGGAGCUUAUCAACCGAUUCCAACGGUUGCGCAAGAAAGCUGGUCUUGUGCCGACCAAUGACGUUCUCAUGAGGUACCGUGUCAUUUCAGACCCGGACGGGGUUGGGUUCAAUGGCCUGGUCUCCACGCGACGGGAGAUGUUUGAGGCGGCACUCCGAGGGGUUGUCGAUGAAGUAACAGGAGGUGAGGACGUGAUUGCGGAGGAGAAACAGGGAUUUGCGGGUGCCGUUAUCAUGCUACAGUUGGCCAAGGCUUAG